This is a messenger RNA of Micropterus salmoides (largemouth bass), 4127 nucleotides long. RefSeq names its product retinal Mueller cells isomerohydrolase-like. The coding region runs from base 229 to 1962 and encodes 577 amino acids. The transcript is spliced from 14 exons. Gene Ontology annotation, molecular function: all-trans-retinyl-ester hydrolase, 11-cis retinol forming activity; retinol isomerase activity; beta-carotene 15,15'-dioxygenase activity. The record is from RefSeq and is a predicted model, not a curated record. Lineage: Eukaryota; Metazoa; Chordata; Actinopteri; Centrarchiformes; Centrarchidae. Gene Ontology annotation, biological process: zeaxanthin biosynthetic process; retinal metabolic process.
GUUUUGGGGCCCAGAGAACAUUCUGCAUGAGGCUGAGGGGCGGCUGAAAGGCGAGGAGACAAAGCUGGCUUGUUCAGCUCUGGAUACGGCCCUAGGAGAAGGAGGAGGAAGAAAAGAGGGGAGCAGGGGAGCAAAAGGCAUGAAAGGAAAACAGGGGCGAGAGAGAGAUGCAAAGGAAAGUAGGAGGGAUUGUGGGAAGCAAGGAAGGAUGAAAAAGGGAAGGCAUAAAUGAGAGGAGGGAGGAGGGGGGUCCAGUUUCCAUCCCUCAACACAGGAAAAAUUUGUGGUUUAAAUACAAGCUGGAGUCUCUUUUUUGCAGGCUACUUGUGUGUGUGUGUGUGUGUGUGGAGGACAUACAGUAGCAUGGCCAGCCGUGUGGAGCAUCCUGCUGCGGGCUACAGGAAGAUCUUUGAGACAGUGGAGGAGCUGAAUGAACCUAUACCUGCUAAGAUCACUGGUGUUAUACCGUCGUGGCUGGGUGGCAGUCUUCUCAGGAUGGGUCCAGGUCUUUUCGAGGUGGGAGAUGAACCUUUCCAUCACCUGUUUGACGGACAAGCUCUCAUGCACAAGUUUGACCUGAAGGACAGUCAGGUGACCUACCACAGGAAGUUUAUCAAGACGGAUGCAUAUGUUCGUGCCCUGACAGAGAACAGAGUAGUCAUCACUGAGUUUGGCACAGCAGCCUACCCUGACCCCUGCAAAAACAUCUUCUCCAGAUUCUUUACUUACUUCAGAGGCAUUGAGGUGACUGAUAACUGUGUAGUGAACAUCUAUCCGAUCGGUGAAGACUUCUACGCUGUCACAGAGACCAACUACAUCACUAAGAUUGAUCCUGAUUCGCUGGAGACUUUACAGAAGGUGGAUCUGUGCAAGUACCUCUCAGUGAAUGGGGUGACUGCCCACCCUCACAUUGACACAGACGGUACAGUCUAUAACAUCGGUAACUGCUUUGGCAAGAACCUGAGUCUGGCUUAUAACAUUGUCAGGAUCCCACCUGCUCGGAAAGAUAAGUCAGAUCACCUACAGAAAUCCCAGGUUGUGGUUCAACUACCGAGCAGUGAGAGGUUAAGACCCUCCUACAUACACAGUUUCAGUAUGACAGACAACUAUUUUGUGUUUGUGGAGCAGCCAGUGAAGAUCAACCUGCUCAAGUUUCUGUCGCCUUGGAGCAUCAGAGGAACCACAUACAUGGACUGCUUUGAAUCCAACGAGAGCAUGGGGACGUGGUUCCACCUGGCCACUAGGGACCCAGCAGGUUAUUUGAGCAGCCACAAGUUCAGAACGUCAGCUUUCAACAUCUUUCACCAAAUUAACGCCUAUGAGGACCAGGGAUUCAUCGUGGUCGACCUCUGCACGUGGAAAGGUCAUGACUUUGUGUAUAAAUACCUGUACAUGGCCAACCUGAAGGAGGAGUGGGAGGAAGUGAAGAAAGCAGCAAUGGCAGCUCCUCAGCCUGAAGUCAGGCGAUACGUACUGCCGCUGGAUAUACACGGGGAAGAGCAGGGAAAGAAUCUGGUAUCUCUGCCCUACACUACAGCAACAGCUGUUCUUCACAGUGAUGGCACCAUCUGGCUGGAACCUGAAGUCCUCUUUUCUGGACCAAGACAGGCCUUUGAGUUUCCACAGAUUAACUACUCUCGGUGUCGUGGGAAGAAGUAUUCCUUCGCUUAUGGCCUGGGACUCAACCACUUCAUCCCUGACAGGAUAGUCAAGCUGAACGUACAGACCAAAGAGACCUGGGUGUGGCAGGAGGAAGACUGUUACCCAUCAGAGCCGGUGUUUGUACCAACACCCGGAGCUACAGAGGAGGAUGAUGGUGUGCUGCUGAGUAUCGUGGUGAAGCCCGGUGCAGACAGACCAGGUGUUCUGCUGGUGCUGGAUGCCAUGAAACUAACAGAGCUGGCCAGGGCGGAGGUCAACACCAUCAUCCCUGUGACACUCCACGGCAUGUACAAACCAUGACCCUGACCUUCAUUCCAACCCGGCCAAGACACAUCCUAAAGUAAUUAUUAACUCUAGCUUAGCCUCUGGCAUCGUCCCUGUGUGUUUUAAGCAUGCAGGCGUCCAGCCUCUGUUCAAAAUCAUAACCUUGAUUUUUAAAUAUUUAAAUAGUUUAAUUUAAAUAGUAAUCUCUAAAUUACCAUUUGUUUCUGGAAAAUUGGAGAAGAUAGUUUUGUCAUAACUGCAACCAUUUAAAAAUACCAUCAAGAUCAUUCAUCCAUCUCUGUCAAGAUUUAAAGCCCUCCACAGCACUGAAGCAGCUGUUUUAAAGCUGACAAAUGAUCUGAUACUCGCUGUUGACUAUGGGAAAAAUGCCAUCUUGGUUGUACUUGAUCUCAGUGUUGCCUUCAAUACUAUGGACCGUGACAUCCUUUUGAAAAGCCUCAAACUAAAUUGGUUGAAAUGGGACAUUCUCAGUGGCUAUGGGCCAGUUUUCCUCUCACCCAUGGGGUCGCUCAGGGAUCCAUCCUGGGGCCAGUUCUAUUUUGCCUGUAUAUGCCCCCUCUUGAAAACACUACUAGAAAAUAUAACAUCUACUGUCACUUUUACACAAAUGAUUCUCAGCUGUACCUCCAACUAAAGUCUAGGGAUUACCUAAAGCCUCUUCUGGACUGUUUCAAGGACAUUAAAGGCCGGAUAGCAAAUUAUUUUAUUCAGUUCACUGAAGUAAUUAUCGUUUGUCCCUCUACAUCCAACAAGCCACCUCACCAGUAUGCUAGACCAGGUGGUCCCCAUAUGUGAAGUCACAUGCAAAAAAGACGUGGAUGUUAUCUAUGGUUCUGAGCGGUCUUCAAAAACAAAUGAGUUAUGUUGAGUUAUUAUGAGUUACUAUCAAUUAAGAACCAUUCCCAGACUUAAGCCAAUUCUGUCUUUCCAUGAUAUGGACAAAGAAAGAAAUCCAUGCCUUCAUUACAUCACAUCUGGAUUAUUGUAAUUCUAUUGACUUCGGCCUUUCCCAGGUUUUUUAUUAACUUACAUCAAAAUGUGUGAGCACAUCACCCCAGUUCCAGCAUCUCUUUAUUGGCUCCCUGUUCAUUCUGUUGAUCACAGCUCAACAAAUCUCUCUUGUAUGUCCCAAGUUCUUGACUAAAACUUAAAGGUGACAGAGCCUUUGCAGUUGCUGCUCCACAAUUAUAGAGGAUGUUGCCAUUAGAUAUUAGAUGUUCCCCCCAAUCUCUGUUUUUAAAUCUAGGCUAAAUGCAAAUUAUUCAUUGGCCUUUUUGAUGACUAAUCUUUUAAUUUGUUACAUAUAAAACUGUAUUUUGUCUAUUGUUGUCAUCAGUAUUUCUCUUUACGGUUCUUACUUUUAUAUCUUAAUGUUAUAUUUUUGUACAGGACAUAAGCUGUGUUUAAAUGUGCUCUAGAAAUAAACUAGACUUGACUAAAAUACACCAUGUUCUCUUUCCUGCCAGUAGUUUGUUAGUUAAAUAACUAAAAUGGCUCUGAUUCAUAUCAGAACCUAUCAUGACAGUAACCUUUAACUCACCAAAAAUCACAGCAAAACAUUAAUAAGUGGUGUGAAAAUGGUUUAACAUCACAUUUCAUGAGGGGUUUCUGACCGAGAUGAAAGCAUAAAAAAAUGUACAUGUUACGGCUGCCGAGGGCAGCCGUCUGUGUGUCACUGCUGCCUGUGUUUCUCCCCGCAUGUGUUACACUGUGAGGCGGGGGAUUGGCUGGACUUCGGCAAGCCUGGCUGAUCCCGCCUCCCAUCUCCGACGAUUCUGAUUGGAGCGGAACACCACCCCUUCUCCAAUCGCCAAGCUGCCUGCAGGACCGCCUUCGUGCCUUCCCCCUCAAAUAGGCUGGUCUGCUGCUGAUUCGGGGCAGCUACCUUUUGCCAUGUGGUUUGCCCUGACGCUGGUCCUAACCUUGAACUCUGUGUGUGCGUGUAUCCUCAGUGGAAACAGCUUCUGUGUUCUGCGCUCCCUGUGUUUUUCCACUUCUGAGCAACGGCUAGAGAGGUUUUUGUUUAUCUUUUUUAAAGUAGUUUAGUAAUCCCCCACGUAGGAGGGAUCUCUUUUUGUUAUAUUUGGUUCUUUGUUUUACGCAGCACCCACUUGCCCAUUUUCUGUUUGACUAUUUUGUGUGCAUCCGACUGCUUAAUAAAUAAUCUUUCCACCCAUACC